AUGGGCAAGCGGAAAAAGUCGACGCGCACGCCCGGCGCGGGGCGCAAGAAGAUGCCGCCCCUAGAUACGGUGUUUACGUGUCUCUUUUGCCAUCAUGAACGUGCCGUAUCUUGUAAAAUCGACGACAAGGCGCGCAUCGGAUACUUGAGCUGCAAGAUCUGUGGGCAAAACUUUUCCGCAGAUACAGACACAUUGUCUCAACCGAUCGACGUCUAUUCACAAUGGAUUGAUGCGUGUGAGGAUGUAGCAGACAACUAUUGA
Messenger RNA from Malassezia restricta, 261 nucleotides. RefSeq names its product transcription elongation factor. The transcript is spliced from 3 exons. The record is from RefSeq and is a predicted model, not a curated record. Gene Ontology annotation, molecular function: RNA polymerase II complex binding. Gene Ontology annotation, cellular component: transcription elongation factor complex. Gene Ontology annotation, biological process: transcription elongation by RNA polymerase II. Lineage: Eukaryota; Fungi; Basidiomycota; Malasseziomycetes; Malasseziales; Malasseziaceae. The coding region runs from base 1 to 261 and encodes 86 amino acids.